Molecule: messenger RNA, 1721 nt
Organism: Sphaerodactylus townsendi
Lineage: Eukaryota; Metazoa; Chordata; Lepidosauria; Squamata; Sphaerodactylidae
Product: low density lipoprotein receptor adapter protein 1-like
Exons: 9
Coding region: 424-1149 (241 amino acids)
Source: RefSeq, a predicted model, not a curated record
CCGAUCCGCUCUUUCCCCGGAUCCACAGUUCCCGUCCGGAGGGAGGCUGGUGAUCAUGGGAUGCUGGAACGGUUGUUGGGAAACGGGAUGCUGAGCCAGCAGCAUCCUCCGGAGCGCGCCCCACGGGUCUCUGCCUAGGGAAUGUGCAUGGGGCUGCAUGAAGGGGGUCGCUCCGCCGAGUCCCUUCUCCUCCUCCUUCUCUUUGUUGCUCAGCUACUCGGGGAGGGGGGCUGUUCAGACUGGGCUCUGCUGAGAUGACCUCCUCCAAUCAGACCUGCCGGUUGGGUACCUGUUGAACCCCCCUUCCGACUUCAACCUCUUGGACAUGUUGGAGAAGGGGGUGAGCCGAUGGGUGCCUGACGGGCGGGAGCCUUGCCAAGAGAGGCAUCACCCUAGCCAGAACUGCCAGAGACCUGGGCUGACAUGCGCGAGCCCCUUCUGGAGGGCAUGGGGUUUGCGCUCAAGUACUUGGGCAUGACGUUGGUGGAGAAACCUAAAGGGGAGGAUAUGGCGACUGCAGCCAUUCACCGGAUCAUUACCAUGGCUCGGGUGGGACCGAAGAAGUUCCAGAAGGUGAUUCUGACUGUGUCGCCCCGGGGCCUUUCUCUACAGGAUGCCGAGACAAAGGAGACCAUUGAAAAUGUCUCCAUCUACAGGAUUUCCUAUUGCACCACGGACAAGCUGCAGAACAAAGUCUUUGCCUACGUGGCCCAGAACCCGCAGAGCGGUGCGCUUGAGUGCCAUGCUUUUCUGUCACCCAAGAAGAAGAUCGCCCAAGCUGUGACGCUGACUGUGGCGCAGGCCUUCCAGGUAGCUCUGGAUCUUUGGGAGGCUGCCCAGGCAGGCUCCCGGCAAGAGCACUCGCUGAGCAUGCUGUGCCCUGUGGAAAGUACCUGCCAGCCAGUCAGGUCACCCAUGGGCAGUCCCCCCUUUAAGACAAACUUUGAGGAGGAGGAUGAGGAGGAAGAAGAAGAGGAGGAAAGCGAUCUCCCCGACUCCUUUUCUGGUUUCACAGAAGAAGGUGGCUGCUCUGCGACAGAUGUGGGCUGCGUUGCUUUCGGGAGCUCCCCAGUCACACAGUUCCAGUCGGAGGCGACGAUGGGAAGUGGCCACCCCAACAGCCACCUGCCCCCAGGGAUGCUUUUCUAACUUGGACUCUGACACCGCCAUCUUCGCCAUCUCCAGCACCACUCUUCUGUAGCACACAAAGGACCAGCUGAUCUCCUUCAGCUCUCCAGGCGCAGCUCCCUGAUUGGCUGGCAUCACCUUACUUCACUCCGAGCCUCAGUUAGCCUCUGGGUCACCAGCAGUUCUUCUGCGGCUUGGCCUGAGUCACCUGAGGGUAGACUGCGCCAGGCUCUGCCUGUAGCUGGGGGUGCUCCAGGACCUCCUGUGGGUAUAUUGGGUAAUGGGGCUGGGCCUUGUUUGAAGACCCCACCCCUGCAGGCCAAGGGGUGCAUCCCGCCUCUGGUCAGGCAUGCUACUAUACAGGGAGAUCAGUUUCAAUCCCCUUUUCCCCUGCUUCUUGGAGGAAGCUGUGUGUUGUGGGGGUACAGGGGAACUCUAGCCUCUCUGCCAGCUUUCCUUGUGGUCCAGUGGGAAGGUGGCAGCCCCGCCCCGCCUCUGUCCCCGUCUCUCAUCACUGCCAAAUCAGCUUUGUAGCAAAAAGAUGUUAGUUUUUCAUGUCCUUUUCUAAAGGGAAAUAAACAAUUUGUACUGUU